Aspergillus aculeatinus CBS 121060 is the source of this 2265-nucleotide messenger RNA. RefSeq names its product ras-domain-containing protein. The transcript has 5 exons. The record is from RefSeq and is a predicted model, not a curated record. Gene Ontology annotation, cellular component: plasma membrane. Bases 1 to 2265 code for a protein of 754 amino acids. Gene Ontology annotation, biological process: small GTPase-mediated signal transduction. Gene Ontology annotation, molecular function: GDP binding; GTP binding; GTPase activity. Lineage: Eukaryota; Fungi; Ascomycota; Eurotiomycetes; Eurotiales; Aspergillaceae.
AUGCCGACAGUUCCAUAUCAGCAACGAGUGAGGCCAACGCGAAGAAGGCUUGUUGAUUCCUUAAGUGCGGCAGAGGAGUCAGUCCUGAAUGAAGUAUCCGCCUCCGACUCUGAAACCUGUGGCGCGAAUACAUCUUCCGUGCUAGGAAUCCCCCAAUCAGAGGCUGGAGCUUUGCAGCUGGACCAAUUUCGGGAUCAGCAAGGUCCCGUCAAGUCCUCAAGCAAUGACAGGGAGGCAGGAACAUUGGUUUCAAGCGCUCUUUUACGUUCCAGGAUAACGUACGCUCGCCAACGCUCGUUCUUAGGAAGUACCUUGAACACUUCUGACUCUGAGUUACAUGGCGCUUCCGCUUCAACUUUGGACGGUGUUGAAGCUAGUGGUUCAUCUGCCUCACUCAAACAUCGCAGUACACCUUUGUUGUCUGCCGAUGGCGAGGAACACGGCAGGCCUGUCCGUAGCAUCCAUGAGCUGAGGCAGGCUGGGGACAAUGCUCGCUUCCAAGAGUCGGUUGAAGCACUAUUCGAUGAUUUUGAAGACCCGGGCAACACCGUUUCCGAGAGAUGCAAUGGGCUCAUUCAGCUGUGUUCGAAGCUACUCAAACCCGACUUCAUGCAUCGAUUCUUGGGAUAUGGCUUCGAUGAACGACUAGUUAAAAGUACGGUGAGCGAUUUAGACAUUAUCUCAUCUUGUCUAGCACUCUGUGCCUAUAGAUUGGUCUGUCUCAAAGGGGUUUAUUCGUACUCAAAUUUGGGAACUUUUUGGACAACUCUUGUCGACAAAUCUUCGUUAUUUCUAGCAGUGAAAGACGAUAUAAUGUCCUUGGCAGGCAAUCCACGAUUGCAUGUGUCAAGAGCCGUGCAAGCGUCACUCAGGGAUCUCAUCCCACGAUUGACAGCUUCGAUGUUCUCAGAAAGCCCGACACUGAGACUUUCUCCACGGCUAGCCAUUCUUUCCUGCAUUAGCAUGUGCUUGACAGCAUUCCAAGACAAGCCUCAACCUAUACAGUCGAUGUCCCGGUCUUUGCUAGAUAACCUUAUUGGGCUCCUGCCUCCGAACAAUGGUAAAGCCACAGCAUACCCUCUGUCUUACGACGAUUUUCAAACAAAGACAAUAACUCUCCUUGUUCUGGAGAGUUACCUAAUGCUUCCAGCGACAUCAGGCUACGAGUACAAUGGUCCUUUCCACAAAUUUGUCCUGAUGCAUGAUGACUUCAUUCGUCCUGCCCAGGAUGACCAAGGCCGACGAAUCUUGACGUUAUAUUUGAGGGUCGUACUAAACCUCACCAACAAUGAUCCUCUGGCGUGCGAGCAAUAUGCCGCACCUGAAAUAAUCACCGGAUUCGUUCGAAUCAUCACAACUGAGCUUUCAGAUGAGUCUGCUAUCGUCGGCUUCGGUGAGCACGAGUCAUUCAACCUCGUCAUCUUGGCUCUAGGUGUUCUUAUAAACCUGGCAGAACAAAGUGAGAGUUGCAGAGCCUCCUUUCUUGUGCCAACACAUGACUCGCAUCCACCCCUUGGGACACUUGUACAUCAGUUUUCUCUCAGCAUCGACCUCAUCAACCAUGCAAAUUCCCUUUCCGAGUCACAUAAUAAUGUUGCUGUCGGGUACUUGUCAAUACUCCUAGCUCUUCUCUGUCUACUUCAGGAAGCAUACUCUCGAAUUCAGGAAUUGCUCAUGGAAUGUGGGAAGGAGAUCGCCUCGGUCAUUUCAACAGCGAAAGAAUUCUUGCUAUAUCAUCAGAAAGUCGAAAGAGACUCACGACUCGGCGAAUUCCAAAAUCGCGACAACACAUCCACGGCACAAAGCUACUAUCCGACGAUUGAAAACACGUUCAGCCGCAUUAUCAAAUAUAACGGUCAGGACUACGCAACUGAAAUUGUUGACACAGCUGGUCAAGAUGAAUAUAGCAUACUGAAUUCAAAGCACUUCAUUGGCAUCCAUGGAUACAUAAUUGUCUACUCGGUGUCAUCCCAUCAAUCAUUCGAUAUGGUCAGAGUCAUUCGAGAUAAGAUACUAAAUCAUUUGGGUGCUGACCACGUGCCCCUUGUUAUUGUUGGAAAUAAGAGUGACCUCAAGUCAGAACAGCGUCAGGUGUCCUUGGAUGAAGGGCGGCAACUGGGCGAAGAAUUUAACUGUGCAUUCACCGAGGCCAGUGCUCGACUCGAUUACAAUGUUGCAAAAGCCUUUGACUUGAUGAUCGGCGAGAUUGAAAGGUCCCAGAACCCAUCUCAACCUGCAGGAGGGAACAAAUGUUCCGUAAUGUGA